CGUGCGGCAGAGGCGGCAGGACUGACUGGGCCAAAGCGGCGGUAUCCUCGCGGGCCGCCGGGAGCUUGCCAUGGCGGUUCCUGCGGCGGCCAUGGGGCCCUCGGCGCUGGGCCAGAGUGGUCCUGGCUCAAUGGCUCCCUGGUGCUCAAUGACCAGUGGCCCGACACGCUACGUGCUGGGAAUGCAGGAGCUGUUCCGCGGCCACAGCAAGACGCGCGAGUUCCCUGCGCAUAGCGCCAAGGUGCACUCGGUGGCCUGGAGCUGCGACGGGCGUCGCCUUGCCUCGGGGUCCUUCGACAAGACGGCCAGCGUCUUUCUGCUGGAGAAGGACCGGUUGGUUAAAGAAAACAAUUACCGGGGACAUGGGGAUAGUGUGGACCAGCUUUGUUGGCACCCGAGUAAUCCUGACCUCUUUGUCACUGCCUCUGGAGACAAAACCAUUCGCAUCUGGGAUGUGAGGACUACAAAAUGCAUUGCCACAGUGAACACUAAAGGGGAGAACAUUAAUAUCUGCUGGAGUCCUGAUGGACAGACCAUUGCUGUGGGCAACAAGGAUGAUGUAGUGACUUUUAUUGAUGCCAAGACACACCGUUCCAAAGCGGAGGAGCAGUUCAAGUUUGAAGUCAAUGAAAUCUCCUGGAAUAAUGACAAUAACAUGUUCUUCCUGACAAAUGGCAAUGGUUGUAUCAACAUCCUCAGCUACCCAGAGCUGAAGCCUGUGCAAUCCAUCAAUGCCCAUCCUUCCAACUGCAUCUGUAUCAAAUUUGACCCCAUGGGGAAGUACUUUGCCACAGGAAGUGCAGAUGCUUUGGUCAGCCUUUGGGAUGUGGAUGAGUUAGUGUGUGUUCGGUGCUUUUCCAGGCUGGAUUGGCCUGUGAGGACCCUCAGUUUUAGCCAUGAUGGAAAAAUGCUGGCAUCAGCUUCGGAAGAUCAUUUUAUUGACAUUGCUGAAGUAGAGACAGGAGACAAGCUAUGGGAGGUGCAAUGUGAGUCCCCGACCUUCACCGUGGCUUGGCACCCCAAAAGGCCUCUGCUGGCAUUUGCCUGUGAUGACAAAGAUGGCAAAUAUGACAGCAGUCGGGAAGCAGGAACUGUGAAGCUGUUUGGGCUUCCUAAUGACUCCUGAUAGGAGGCACUGGCAGAGGCCUUCCUUUGUGUAUUAGUUUGGUCUGUUCUCUUGGAACUGGUGGGCACCUCAAGUGUUUGAGUUGGUAAAAAUUAUACAAGGCUUUGUCAGUCUGCCUAGUAGAGUUCCCUUCUUGUAAUGUGAGCUCUUCCCAUUCUUCCCACUCUACAGGAAGGCCCUGCAUCAUAACACCAGCGUAUCUUGUCCUUUGGGGACCUCCUGUCUUCCUUGCUUUUGGAUGUAUGGUAGACUUUGUUGGGUUGGCUUCUGUGUGGACAAUAUCUGCUUUGGGGCAGUGAGUGAGGGAGGGUGAGAUGGGGAUGGAGAUUUUUUUUAUAAUAAAGAAAUGUAUAUACUUUUGAGAAUUGAUCAUUUAAUAAAACUUAAUUACAGGA
This is a messenger RNA of Hyaena hyaena (striped hyena), 1521 nucleotides long. RefSeq names its product THO complex 3 (gene THOC3). Gene Ontology annotation, molecular function: protein binding. Gene Ontology annotation, biological process: mRNA export from nucleus. Gene Ontology annotation, cellular component: THO complex part of transcription export complex. The transcript has 6 exons. NCBI's taxonomy places the organism in Eukaryota, Metazoa, Chordata, Mammalia, Carnivora, Hyaenidae. Bases 71 to 1126 code for a protein of 351 amino acids. The record is from RefSeq and is a predicted model, not a curated record.